AUGUUUCAAAAUCUUGUCUUCUUAAUUAUUAUCGGUUUAUUUCUUCUGGGACUUUAUGGUUAUUUAUAUCGACAUGAAUCAAAUUAUUGUGAAAUGACAUAUAUGUUUGAAAAUCCAACUUAUCAUCGAAUACCAUUACCAGCAGAUGUUGAAAAGCGUUAUCGUCGUUAUGGACUUUAUUCUUAUUGCGAAGGUAGUCGAUGUGAAGCUCAUCGACGAAAUCGUUUUACGGGUUUUCCUGUAUUAUUUAUUGUUGGUAAUGCAGAUAGUUAUCGUCAAGUUCGUUCACUUGGUUCAGUUGCUUAUCGAAUGGGUGAUCAACAAAAACAAUUAGAUUUUUUUUCAAUUGAUUUUAAUGAAGAACUUUCAGCUUUAUUUGGUGGUGUUUUAGAACAACAAACUGAAUUUGUUGCUUAUUCAAUUCAAAAAAUUUUAUCUCUGUAUAAAAUAAAUAGAACAAUUAUUCUUGUAGGAAAUUCUAUUGGUGGUCUUCUUUCACGUGCUGUUUUCUUACAACCAUUGAGUCGAUUUAAUCCAAAUACAGUUCGUCUUAUUAUAACACAAGCAACACCUCAUCAAGCACCUGUUAUCCAUUCAGAUAGUUAUGUUGUUCAUUUCUAUUCUCGUGUUAAUGAAUAUUGGAAAAAUGAAUGGAAUAAUUCACUUAAACAUCUUGUUCUUGUAUCAUUAGCUGGUGGUGAUAGAGAUCAUCUUGUACGAAGUGAUCUAUGUUCAUUAAAUGGUCUUACUGAUGAAAGUCGAUCGAUUGAUGUAUUAACAAGUGCUGUACCACAUGUAUGGACAUCAACUGAUCAUCGUUGUAUUGUUUGGUGUCGACAAUUAGUAUUAACAACAACACGUGCAUUACUUGAAAUUAUUCAAGAGAAAAAACAAAAUCCUCAAGCAAUUAUGCAGAUACUUAAACAACAUUUUUCUCCAUCUGUUGAUUUUAAUCUUGGAUUAAAUACAACGUUAAAUUUUCAAAAAGAACCUAUUAUAAUCACAGAAUCGAUUAGAUCAAUUCAUGGCAAAGAACAUAAUGAUUAUUUAAUUCCAUUAAAAGAUUCAAAAUUUCAUCAAAUUAUUAUUCAUUUAACACAUACUCGAAUUUAUUUAAAAAAUAAUGAUCUCAUUACGGAUAUAACCAAUAUUCUUAUACCUAUUCCACCAACUUAUAGUAAUCGUAAAAUGAUUCAAUUUGAUAUUAAAAAAUUAGAUAAUAGCCUAAAACAAUACGAUUCGAUUGUUAUUCGACUUGAAAAUAAAAAAUCACAAGUUGAUAUAUAUCAAAUCGAAAAUAAUGAACAAAUAGUUGAACUCUCAACGUUCGGUUCACAAACAUUAUCUUUCCAUAAAGCAGGUUACGUAAAACUUGUUUUUCCAACACUUAUUCAUCUUUGGCAAGUCUAUAAUAUUUAUUUAUCAUCAAAUAGUCAACAAAUGCCAUUAAUUCAUUUUCAUGUUCCAUGGUCAAAUGAAGAUCUAUAUAAUUUAAUUACAUUACGUAAUCCUUCAUCUCCAUCAACAGUUCUUUCAAAAUCUCUUUAUCGUCAAAUACGUUUAAAGCUACAUCGACCACCUCUAUUAACUACUGAUGAAUAUCCUUCAGUUGAACUUUUUCUUGAUUCAAAUUCUUCAUAUAAUCUUCAAAUAACUUAUUCAUUUCUUGAUAUAUUAGCUCAAUUAACACGUUAUUAUAUAUAUUUAUUACCAACAUUUCUAUUUACUGUUCUAUGUAUAUCAUAUUCACUUCAAGUGAAUGAUGUUGCACUUCGUACAUAUCAAACAAUGCUUGCAUGGCAAAUACAUAUACCAAUAGCCAUAUGUAUAACAAUACUUUAUAAAGUAAUGAUAAAUUUAUUUCCAUCAUUAGAUUUUGUUGUGAAUAUUCAUUCAAAUGGUUAUUAUUUUUUCUUUUUACCAUUAAUUAUUUAUUUUCUUGCACUAAGUCUAUGGGCUAUAAUUUCAUUUAUAAUUGAUUAUUUAAUAUUAGAUUUUAUUCGUAGUUUAAUAUAUCCACUAUUUAUUUGUGUACACAAUGAUUUAAAUCAACAUUUAAAAUAUGUUCGUUUAUUUCAAGGGUUUAUGUUAUUAAUACCGCUAUUUUCAACAAUAGUAUUUAGUGGUUCACAAGGUCAUAUAACAUUAUUUUUAAUAGCUUUAUUACAUAUAAUGUGGCGUGGAACAAUCAAUGGACGUUUACGAGAAGUUUUAACAACAUUACUAUUAUUUCAUGGUCUUCUUGUUAUUCUUAAUGUAACUGGUUUUAUUGUUCAUAUAGGAAGUAUUUUAAUGCAAGGUCCUUAUCCAUUAUAUACAAUGAUGUCGGAUCCAUCAUUUUUCUCAGCUAUUUGUUGUAUAUUAACAUUCUAUCUUCGAUUUAGAUUUAAUCAAUCACAAGUACAAGGAAUUCAGAUUAUAAAAUUAACUUUUUUAAAAUAUAAUCGAAGCAUUUUGAUUUUAUUAGCAAUAGUUAGUCAAUUUUUUUGUUCGUAUUCUAUGUAUUCAUUAUGGAUAUUAAUUGCUUUUAUAUUUUUUCAUGUAGCUGUAAUUUUCUUUAAUCCAUCACAUCGUGACUAA
Rotaria sp. Silwood1 is the source of this 2580-nucleotide messenger RNA. The record is from the annotation of a GenBank genome assembly. Lineage: Eukaryota; Metazoa; Rotifera; Eurotatoria; Philodinida; Philodinidae.